Molecule: messenger RNA, 1458 nt
Organism: Moneuplotes crassus
Lineage: Eukaryota; Ciliophora; Spirotrichea; Euplotida; Euplotidae
Source: the annotation of a GenBank genome assembly
AUUAAAACAAAUGGCGAACAAUAAGCCUGCCGAUGAUAAUAACCUUGAUCAAUAUUAUGAAGAUUCUAUCUUCUCGAUCACAGAGGAUGCACAGUAUCCUCUCUUUGAUGCUGAGAAAGCUAAAGAGGGAAUCAUAACUAAAUAAUCAAGGUGCUACCAGAAGAAGGUCUUCAAGAAAAGCCAAAGAGAAGCAAAAUAAAUCUUCAUUAUUUUUGUUGAGGCAAGGGUCAAAUAUGACAAUGGGUAAUAGAGGGCCAAACAUGGGAGAAAGCUUUGAAGGGGAUUUUAGAAUGGACUCGUCAACCCCAAGCUUGCUCCAAAAGGAUUCUUUUAACCCAUGAACUCCUAAAAGGACUCCUACCUCUCCGUUUUUAGGCAAUCAGAUAGGACUAAACUUUUCCAAACUUCCUUCGUUUGGGAAUGAAAGACCAGUUGGGAUAAUGAGGCCAACACCUCAGAUGAGGGGAACAGAAAGAAGUAGUUCAAUCACUCAUUCCAGUCAGAUUGGAAUUAAUAGAGCAGACAGCAAGGAUGACUUGUCUCCAAGAUCUAAAAUGUUUCCUAAACUGAAGGAGAAAAUUAAUACAAUUAAAGGCGGAGGAUCUUUUACAAAAUUUGAACGUAAUACUCCUAUUAACAGUGGAAGAAAGGAUUGGCUUACCCAGGAAAAUCACAGAAUCAUCAAUUCACAAGGAAAGAAGAAAGAAGAGACACAAAAGUCUAAAGCUCCAAAUUUUGGCACCCUAAUUUCCCAAGAAAGCAAACCUAAAAUGAAAGAAGCUAAACCAAAGGUAAUGAAGGAAGAGAAGAAGGAAAUUAAACCCAAAGAAGAGAAGAAAGAGAAAAAUACGACUAAGAAAAAGGGAGGGAAAUCUAAAUAAAGGAAAGAAGGCUUCUAAGGACAACAAUAGCUUAUCCGGGAGAAAAGACGUUGUGUUCAAGACUCUCCUUAGGUCUAUUAAGAGAUACUACAGUACCCUUUUCGAAGACAAUACUAAGUAUAAUGAUUUGACUAAAACUAAGCAGGAUAAGCUAUGAAUCUCGAUAGUUCAAGACUUCACCAGAACAACAUUUGGAGACAAGAUUAAAACUCAGAAGGAGGGGAAUGAAGACAAAGAAUUCAUUGAAAAUGUAUCAUUUAAUGAUAUAGCAAUGUUCAUUCUAGCCUUAAUAAUCCCAAGUUUUAUCAAGAGGCAUUAUAAAUAUGUUGAAGGAUCAACAACUGUAAACACUGAAGCAUACAAGACAUACGAUAUAUUUUAUGAAUGCUUGUACAGAUACUCUCAUAAGAGGCUUGAGGCAGCACUCGGAAUCCCUAGUGUUGCAAUUGUGUUUAAAAUGUUCCUAAAUGAUGGAGUGUUUGAUAACCUGCUAUUGAAUGAUCCGACGCUGAGCAAAAACCAAGAGGCUUAUCAAGAAGCAAGACAAGAAUUUCUGAACAUAAUAAACAAGUGCUAA